AUGAAUCGUAAUAAAAUUUCCUUUGGGAAAAUCAAUCUUAACCCAAAUAAACCAGCUGUGGUAACGGAGAAGCCUGCAGAAAGCCAGCAUGACGCUUCAUCUUCAGCGGCCAGUAUCGGUGGUUUCAAGAAAAUGGGUAAGCAACAGCUCAUACGGCAAGUUGAAGAGGUGACUGAAGAUAUGGAAAGUCAGCAUCUUAAAGAAAUAAUGGGUAUAAGCGGUUUUGGGCGUAAAACAGCAAAAGUCUUCGAUAUCAAUGAGCAAAUAGCAAAAGCGCGUGAAGUUGCACCACCAAAACCGCGUACCGAAAGCGAAGAACCUAAACCAAUUGGCAAUGACGAUUCAGAUGAUGAGCCUGCGUUUGGACCUUUACCACCUGAAGCGCUCAGCACAGGAACAGACGGCGAUAAACAAACUGUGUUGAAACCUAAAAGGACAGAUGCUGAUAGUGAUGAUGAUGAUGACGACGAUGAUGAGGAGGAUGAUGACGAUAAUCUUGAACGUAAAAUACCGAAUACUCAUGAGGUGCAAAUGCAGCAUGGUUCGCGCGCCGUACUAGCCCUUGCAGGCGAUCCUGCAGGUGCACGUCUAGUGUCCGGCUCCAUCGACUACGAUAUGUGUUUUUGGGACUUUGCCGGUAUGGAUGCUGGUAUGCGUAGUUUUCGUACCAUACAACCAUGUGAGAAUUAUCCCAUAAGAGCACUACAUUAUUCCGUUACCGGUGAUAUGAUACUGGUAGUGUCGGGUAACUCACAAGCGAAAAUUCUUGAUCGUGAUGGUUUCGAAAAAAUGGAAUGUGUUAAGGGUGAUCAAUAUAUAAGCGACAUGGCACGUACAAAGGGUCACACUGCACAACUCACCUCUGGCUGUUGGCAUCCGUAUACACGUGAAGAAUUUCUUACUGCAGCGCUUGAUGGCACUCUACGCAUUUGGCAUGGUUUAAAGUCCAAGGAGCAAAAGACGGUAAUUAAGACACGAGCGCUGGGUGGUUUGCGUACCAAUGCUUCCGCGUGCACUUUCAAUCGUGAUGCCACCCUAAUCGCCGCUGCUUGUGUAGAUGGUUCGGUGCAAAUGUGGGACACACGUAAAAUGUUUGUUAAUACGACACAUUGUUUGCGUGGCGCACAUCAGAAGGGUUCGGAAAUUACUUCAGUACAAUUUUCGUACUUGGGUACACAGUUGGCCACACGUUCCAAUGAUGAAACUAUGAAGUUGUGGGAUUUGCGUAAGUUUAAAGAACCGCUGCAUACGUGGACUGGACUCUUCUCGCGUUAUGACACCACGGACUGUUGCUUUAGUCCGGAUGACAAAAUGCUGGUGACGGGUGAAUCUUUACCAAAGGGUUCGAAAGAGGCGCAAUUGCAUUUUUAUAACACUCAGACAUUUGAAGAAGUGAAGCGUAUCGCGGUUACCGAUUCGCACGUCAUUAAGGCAAUGUGGCAUCCAAAGCUGAAUCAGAUUUUUGUCGGUUGUGGCAAUGGUGUCAUCAAAUGCUAUUAUGAUGAGCUACUCAGCUCGCGUGGCGCCAAAUUGUGCGUUGUCAAGACACAUCGCAAGAAGAAACAUACAGAAAUGAUCGGUGUAUCGCAGAUAAUUACACCACAUGCGUUACCCAUGUUUAGACAGGAAAAAUCCAAGUCAUCACGCAAGAAAAUGGAGAAAGAGCGUUUGGAUCCUGUUAAAUCACAUCGUCCUGACUUGCCAAUCACCAGCGGCCAAGGUGGUCGUGUGGCAAGUUCAGGUGGCACGCUCUCAUCAUAUGUCAUUAGAAAUUUGGGUCUCAGCAAACGCGUUGACGAUGAUCAAGAUCCACGUGAAGCAAUUUUGAAAUAUGCAAAAGAAGCGGAGGAGAAUCCAUACUGGAUAGCGCCGGCGUACAAAAAGACACAGCCGAAGCCGAUAUUCACAGAAUCGUCUGGUGAGCCCGAUGCAAAGAAACCAAAAGAGGAGUAAUUAAGUUAGAAGAUAACGUGAUAGGGUUUAGAUUUGUGUCAUAGUAUGUAAUUGAAAAUUAAUAAACAAGCGUCAGUGACCAACA
This is a messenger RNA of Bactrocera tryoni, 2038 nucleotides long. Its product is annotated as gastrulation defective protein 1 homolog. The transcript is spliced from 2 exons. Gene Ontology annotation, cellular component: site of double-strand break; nucleus. Bases 1 to 1953 code for a protein of 650 amino acids. Gene Ontology annotation, biological process: regulation of DNA double-strand break processing. Gene Ontology annotation, molecular function: protein binding. The record is from RefSeq and is a predicted model, not a curated record. NCBI's taxonomy places the organism in Eukaryota, Metazoa, Arthropoda, Insecta, Diptera, Tephritidae.